Atta colombica is the source of this 342-nucleotide messenger RNA. RefSeq lists its product as uncharacterized. NCBI's taxonomy places the organism in Eukaryota, Metazoa, Arthropoda, Insecta, Hymenoptera, Formicidae. The transcript has 2 exons. The coding region runs from base 1 to 342 and encodes 113 amino acids. The record is from RefSeq and is a predicted model, not a curated record.
AUGUGUGACUCACGCGGCGCGAUCGCAUCCGACGAUGGAAUUGCCCGCGCCGGCUGCGAGACCAUCAUGGAUUGCCGAUUCCCACAGCGUGGGAAUAAAUCUGUCAGAGAAACUGAAUCUUGUUUUUCAGUGUGCACGAACCCUAAGUAUGCUCCAGAGACCUCAUGCGAGAUACCACGGGGUGGUCGCAAUACGCGAACGUUACGAAGAUACGGGACGAUGAAAAAUAUCUGGUAUCUCGAGCCAAGAUCCUUCGAACAAUGGGAUAUCUUCGGGACCGAGUCGACCACGGUGGACAAUUAUUAUCCCGAUUGCCGGAAGAUAAUACUUCAUCGGCGAUAA